This is a messenger RNA of Aspergillus ibericus CBS 121593, 645 nucleotides long. RefSeq names its product huntingtin-interacting protein K. Gene Ontology annotation, biological process: negative regulation of apoptotic process; protein stabilization. The record is from RefSeq and is a predicted model, not a curated record. The transcript is spliced from 2 exons. Lineage: Eukaryota; Fungi; Ascomycota; Eurotiomycetes; Eurotiales; Aspergillaceae. The coding region runs from base 109 to 549 and encodes 146 amino acids.
CUAUCCCAUCUCUUAUUGAUUAAUCAAGUACUUAUCAAUGGAUUAACCGCCCAAAGCCUCACCACAUCCUUUAAACCUAAGCACUGAAGCAGAUAAAAUCCUCUUAUCAUGUCCGACUCCAUCCCCUCCGCUCACGCUGACGCCGACGCCCACGCCCCCGAGCAUCAUCAGCUCCCCGCCAACGCCGAGGACCGCAAGGCCGCCGCCGCGCUCUCCGCCCUGCACAGCAACCAGAUCGCCUCCGACGCGAUUCCCAGGAUUCCGUCCGCGGCGGACCAAGAGGCCCUCGGCAAGGCGAUGAGUCGGUUGGAGAUUGCGGCGGGGCACGGCGCGGGCAGGAAACCGGUGGCCGAGGCGGAGGCGGAGGCGCAGAGGAAGGAGGCGGAGGUGAGUAGGAAGAGGGCUGUGAAGGUGGCAGCGGAGGAUGUUAAUCUUUUAGUGGAGGAAUUGGAUUUGUCCAAAGUCAAGGCGACGGAGCUGCUCAAGCUGCAUGAUGGGAAUGCGGUCCAGGCGAUCAGGGCCUUUGUUACCCCGGCUCUCGGGGCGUGAUCUCCCACUCUGUAGCCGGUAAUGGUUGAGCUGGUCUCGAAUACCUACACGUUAAUCUGCAGUGUGUCAUAAUGAAUCAAAUUUUGAUGAACCAGG